Macroventuria anomochaeta is the source of this 392-nucleotide messenger RNA. RefSeq lists its product as uncharacterized. Bases 83 to 331 code for a protein of 82 amino acids. The transcript has a single exon. NCBI's taxonomy places the organism in Eukaryota, Fungi, Ascomycota, Dothideomycetes, Pleosporales, Didymellaceae. The record is from RefSeq and is a predicted model, not a curated record.
CAACACCCCCCUUUACGUUUACACGCGCAACAAAGACGCUGCUUCGCACCCGCGACGGAGUACUUUCGAGAUCACGGAGGCGAUGAAACACGGCCUGCUUGCAGGUUCCUCCUUCACUUCACGCAGCCUGUCACUCACGACCGCGCCUUUUCUCUGGUGGAGCUGGAGUUUGGUGAUACCCUUUUUUGACGGAAUACCCCCUUGUUCUCCAGUAUCUACUUGGAUUACAUUUUGUUUUGUUUGGUGGACUUUGUUGGAUUUGAGAUGGUGGGAGGUGCGAAAUCUCGAAACUCAUGAAUCGAGAAACAACCAGCACGCGCUGCGCAAUUGAGCGCAACAACGUUACUGGUCAGAUAGCGAGAAAAUGAAGAUGUUCGCAUUACAAUAUUGCC